This is a messenger RNA of Caenorhabditis briggsae, 543 nucleotides long. The coding region runs from base 1 to 543 and encodes 180 amino acids. The record is from RefSeq and is a predicted model, not a curated record. The transcript has 4 exons. NCBI's taxonomy places the organism in Eukaryota, Metazoa, Nematoda, Chromadorea, Rhabditida, Rhabditidae.
AUGAUUGUCAUUGACGAGAAACCGGAGGAAGAGGAAAAAGAAGAAAAAGAAGGCGAAAUGCGAAGUGAAUCGGAUGGUGAAGUGGCAGUUGCAGCAAAAAGAUGGACCAGAAAAACCGAUAAAGACGACCUGCAGCAGCCCAUUUGUCAUGGUUGGCUUAUCGUUUGUGAGGGUAAUCCAACAAAAAUGAUGAACAAAGAAGUCAAACUUCCUUGGCAUGCUGGCUACUGUGUUUUCGAUCCCAGACAGAGCACCAUGAGUUGUUACAAACAAGAAUACCCAUUUGUUACUAAACGCCUGCUUCAACGAAACCGGACAGUUCGUAUGGAUGGUGAUCGGUCGGCAUUUGCUAAACACUGGGGACUUCUCCCAGAUCAUUUCGGGUCCCCUAUUUCCGGACCACACACGAUUGCUAGAUCCUAUACUCGUCAUCCUAAGGAGCGAAUACCAACCAAGGAGCGAUUCUUCAGUAUCUCCAGAAUUCCUAGCCGUCUUACAAAGUUCUCAACUGUCCGCGGUGUACCCGUAGAGUUUUUCGGUUAG